Messenger RNA from Physella acuta, 928 nucleotides. RefSeq lists its product as uncharacterized. NCBI's taxonomy places the organism in Eukaryota, Metazoa, Mollusca, Gastropoda, Physidae. The record is from RefSeq and is a predicted model, not a curated record.
UACAGUGAGAGGCUGAAAGUAAUCUACAGAAAUGUUAUUCUGGAUAAAAUUAUAUUCUUUGUUGGCGAUAUAAAAUGAAACAGCUUCUUGAAAAAUAAAGCAUCUAUUGGAAAAAAGGAUUUUUUUAAUAUCAGCUUAAUUGAAACAAAUGGUGUUUGUGUAGACGGCAGUACAUAAAAGCCUGUAGAGAAAACCAUGAGAACGUGGAAUUUGUUGCUUUCAACGAUAUCUCUCAUUUUGUUAAUUCCAGCCGAUUGCUCAUUGAGUGUGACCAGCUACCAGUUGAUGACCGAUGCCUCGUAUGGAGCGUCCAGUCUGGGACCGUCCUGGACAUCUGGCACCGCCUUGGCCUGUGUCAGGACGUGUCUGCUGCUGUAUGGCGCGUGUUACAGCUUUGUUUACAACUCAGGGCAGUGUACGCCAGGUUCCAAAUUAACGUACGGCACUAGCAGACCGGCAUCCGGCGGGAAGUUCUACUACACAGACUACUGCGACACGACACGAGGGUACCGCCUGUACGUAUACAAGAGCGUCGUCCAGUGCCUCUACGUCACCAAUACUUCUGGAACUUUCGACCAGGGCAGGGUGGACUGCGCUGCUAGAGACGGUCGUGUGAUGAUGGCUAAAACAAUUGACAAGUUCAACCUGUUUUUGUCGAUUGCCAAAAAUGUCUUCAAGACGUUCACGUUCCUCGGUCUGUCGGAUCUGGUGACCGAGGGCACUUUUCUCUGGGAGGACGGGGAACCGUUGAACGACACGUAUAAAACUCAGAUCUUUUUGCCAGGCGAGCCUAACGCAGACACCAGCCUAUCCGACUGCUCCAUAGCGUCGGCGUUCGGCAACUUUGCUGGUCUGUUUGAUGGACGCUGUGACCUUGGGGCCAACCCCUCCCCCCGUUAUUACAUAUGUGAACCAUUAAUAAACUAAA